This is a messenger RNA of Melozone crissalis (California towhee), 765 nucleotides long. RefSeq names its product UPF0500 protein C1orf216 homolog. The coding region runs from base 1 to 765 and encodes 254 amino acids. The transcript has a single exon. NCBI's taxonomy places the organism in Eukaryota, Metazoa, Chordata, Aves, Passeriformes, Passerellidae. The record is from RefSeq and is a predicted model, not a curated record.
AUGGCUGAGAGAGCAGCUGUAAUGUCAAGAGAUGAAGAGGAGAUCCAAAACAGCAGUGAUGAUGAAGACAGGUUUCCGACUCAAGUUGCUGUGACAGCAUCCCCUGGUUGCUCUGCCUGCCCUUCACUAGACAGCCUUGAUGAAGACAAGGGAAGCUCAGCAGAGCCAGAAAGACUGUCUGUCCUCUCCAGCAGGGCAGUGGCCCAGCUAAAAGCCCCGACUGGUCCAGAGAUGGUUUGUGGUGACCAGGAACAGACGACAGUCCCUGGGCUGGCUGAGCAUCCUCUGGCAGCUGUAGAUGCAUCCUUAGGUGCCUCCUCAUGCCCUGCAGCAAUUGAUAACCUGCUGCCUGUGCACCUUGCCUCCUUGUAUGCCAAAAGUCCCUGCUGUGAUGGCAGACUGAGCUCAGAAGUGCUGCAGGACCUGAGGGUGCCUGGUGAAGCCCUGCAGGCACGGACUGGCACCCAGCAGGCAGGGAGCAGCACCCAGAGCAGCAUGGCCUCCUGCAGUUUGGGCCGUGUGAUUUGGAUGAAGACCACAACAGUAAUGGAGACCUUAGAAAAGAAGAAGAAGGAGGAAAAGGAGAAGUACCGGCUCCAGCUAGCAAUGUACCGACGGCUCCUGCUGCUGCGCUCCAUCAGGAGUUUGCAUAGGCAGCUGGAGCAGCAGCAGGCCAGGCUGCAGGAAUGCUAUGGCACGGUGAUAAACAUAAAGAAAGAAGUGUUGAAACACAUUUGCCCAACCUCGCCCUCACCUUCGCCGUAA